GCCGUAAAGCGAAAUAAAAUGUUGGUUUUCACAACGGUAUAACACGAGAAGUUUUUCACAACAGUUAGUCAGUUUACGGUGUUUGGUUGCAUGAGGUUGACAGCGAGGAGUUGUAGCAAGGGCUGAGAAAAUGAAGAGGCCAAAAUUGAGAAAGGCAAGCAAACGUAUUACUUGUCGGAAGAAAUACAAGAUACAAAAAAAGAUUCGAGAACAUAAGCGAAAGUUGAGGAAAGAAGCAAAGAAACAUGGACACACAAGGCCAAAGAAAGCUAUGCAAGUUCCAAAUGAAGCCCCUUUCAAAGAGGAAGUUCUUCGUGAAGCAGAGCUGAGAAAGCAGAGGCUUGAAGAACAAAAAGAGAAGCAGAAGCUUGCCCGGCAGAAAGAAUUGGAAAAGAAAAGGAAACUCAAGACAGCCGUGAAAGAUCCCACCGUGACCAAGAAGGAGUCUUCUACGAAGCAAGUAAAGAAAGUCCACAAUCCGUACAGUAGGAGCUCCAAGAAGUCCUUCUGCAUUGAACUUAAAAAGGUCCUUGCUGAGUCUGAUGUGUUGCUGGAAGUCCUUGAUGCCAGAGAUCCUCUUGGCAGCAGAUGUCCUCAAGUAGAAAAAGCAGUUUUGGAGUCUUAUCGAAAAAAGAAGAUAGUGCUUGUAUUGAACAAAAUUGACUUGGUUCCAAAAUACAAUGUACAGCAAUGGUUGCAAUAUUUGAAAAAGGAAUUCCCAGUUGUGGCUUUUAAGUCUUCUACACAGCUGCAAGAUAAGAACAUGCGAGAGAAAAAAAUGAGGCUGAGUGGUGUUGAUGUCUCGAAAGGUAACACUUGUGUUGGAAGAGAUUCUUUACUGAAACUGCUUCAGGAACUUUUUAGAAUCCAGGGUUAUGAGAAAUCGAUGAAGGUUGGAGUCCUAGGAUUUACAAAUGUAGGAAAGAGCAGCAUCGUUAACAGCAUGAAACAGAUUCGUGCUUGCAAUGUGGGACUGAUGAGAGGCAUUACAAAACUUGUGCAAGAAGUUCACAUUGACAAGCAGAUUAAGAUGCUUGAUAGCCCAGGCAUAAUUGCCUUACCAUCAAACCCAAAAUCUGUCUUUGCGCUGAGGAACACGACUGAUGUUGAGAAGUUGGAUAAUGUGAUAGAAGCUGCAAGUGCCAUCUUGAAUUGCUGCAAUAAACAGCAUAUUAUGCUUCGUUAUAAUGUUCCAAACUUCAGGAAUAGUUUAGAAUUUUUCACAAUGCUGGCUGAAAAGAGAGGUGCUCUGAAAAAAGGAGGCAUCCCUGAUGCAGAACAAGCAGCAAAGCUGUUGCUUUAUGAUUGGACUGGAGGAAAAGUGAGUUAUUAUUCAGCAGUCCCAGAAGCCUAUAAAUUGCCUUCUCAUCUAAGUCUAGAGAUGGUUGAAGAAAACCAGAAAAGUUUCAGCCUAGGAAACUUGGAACAGGAUAACUUCACUACUUUGAGAACUGUACAGUGCCCUAAUAUAGCUAGUAGUGUGGCUUUCCAGUCUGCUGGGCUUACUGUAGGAGCUGUAGAUGAGAAUGAUGUUGAAGUGGAAGAGCCAGAGGGAGAGGUUUUGGAGUCUGAUCAAGAUGAUGAUGAUGAUGACAACGUUGAAGAUGAUGGUACUGAAGAGGAAGAACAUGCUGACGUGGGUACUGAUCAGGAUAUGGAAUCUUCUGGCUCUGAACAUCAAGAUGAUGAGAUGGAAGAGCCUGAAAUUCUUCCACAUGCACCGAAUCGUAAGAAGAUUGCAGGUGAUAAAAUGUCAUCUAGACCCAGUAGGGCAGCUGCAUCAAGUACAACAAAGCUAUCAUCAGAUAAACGGGCUUCUGCAGAGACCAAAGCAAGAUCGAUACUUGUAAAUUUUUCUACAUCGGCACAAGAUGAUGAUGCAUACGACUUCAACACAGAUUUUAUUUGAAAGUGCAGUAAUCAAAUAAGAUAGUUUUUCUCUGUAAUGGGAAUAGCGAUCAUCUUUUAUGCAAGAUCUGUUUUUGCAGUUCUGAACUGAGAACACCUGAACUUCAUGUACAUAGUGUAUGUACUACUUGUAAUAUUAAAACUCUGCUGCUUUUCUUCUCUGUAAAUUGUAAAUAUGUAUAGAGUACAAUGUACUGCAAAUGUUGAUAUUUUUCACUUAGAGCAUUGCAUUACAAUCUGCUGGAAUAAAAUGUUUUAUUUUUAA
This is a messenger RNA of Protopterus annectens (West African lungfish), 2173 nucleotides long. It is a transcript of the gene GNL3, whose product is annotated as G protein nucleolar 3. Gene Ontology annotation, cellular component: nucleolus. The transcript has 15 exons. The record is from RefSeq and is a predicted model, not a curated record. Gene Ontology annotation, molecular function: GTP binding. Bases 131 to 1909 code for a protein of 592 amino acids. NCBI's taxonomy places the organism in Eukaryota, Metazoa, Chordata, Ceratodontiformes, Protopteridae.